Molecule: messenger RNA, 2954 nt
Organism: Anarrhichthys ocellatus (wolf-eel)
Lineage: Eukaryota; Metazoa; Chordata; Actinopteri; Perciformes; Anarhichadidae
Gene: idua
Product: alpha-L-iduronidase
Exons: 14
Coding region: 790-2691 (633 amino acids)
Biological process (GO): carbohydrate metabolic process
Molecular function (GO): L-iduronidase activity
Source: RefSeq, a predicted model, not a curated record
CUCCUCGAGUCUCCACGCGAAUGCUUUCACCCGUCAUAUGACUUCUGUAAGCCUAAUAGUUCUGUGCAACUUGUAUUUAUAUGGAAUAUAUAGAUAAGAGCCCCUUGCAUGUGUGUACUGGAAAUAAAAUAAAUCCCCGAAUCCCAUUUCUAGGGCAUUUUCGACCAUUAAAUAAAAUCAUCUGCCCAACAACACUCUCAGGAACUACAAGGAGCACAUUCAAGUAUUUGGUUUGAAUGAACUAACAAGUAAAUAUUUCAUAGGAAACACAUUUAAUAAUAAUUAAAAUUUUAGCAUUUUUUAAAAUCCAGACUUUGACCAUUAAUAAAACUAUGAUUUUUCACUUGAUUUUAAAAAAUGACUACUACUUGCCCAAACUGUGUCCAUACCAGAUUUAAAUGAUUUAAACCUAUCUGAACAAAUGUUGUGGUCCGUUUCCUUAUCAUACUAAAUAUAGUCUUUUGUCACAAAUGGGUCAUUGCUUAUUUUAAAAUGGUGUCAACAAUUCUGUCUGUUUUUCAAAAACACUAGCGCGUGUACAAAACUACAACAACCGACACCAACAGGGUCGCAUGCAUUAAACGUCAUCGUGCUCAGCUGACCGCGACAUCCUCCUCGCGCUCGCGUUUGUUUUGAGGAUCACGUUAAAAGCCUCUUUUUAUUAUUUACAUUCAAAUAACGUGUAACGUUAAUCCCUAUUGGAGUUAAGUUGCCCCCUCGUUACAAACUUCACAUUUAUGAGCAAUUAAACUAGCGCGACCCACAAAGUUGCCAUGCUCGGUCGCAGACAUGCAUUGGAAAACUUUCUCUGUCUUUAUGUUACUUCUUAACGUCAGCGAAACUUCAGCAACUUCAUGCGUCAUCGCAGUGGAUGUGGGGAGACCAGUGGGAGAUCUCAAACAGUUCUGGAGGAGCACUGGUUUCUGUCCCCCGCUCCCUCACACCCAGGCCCACCAGUUUGACCUGAGCACGGACCAGCAGCUGAACCUGGCCUAUGUGGGCUCAGUCCCCCACGGAGGGAUCCAGCAGGUCAGGAUCCACUGGAUGUUGGAGUUGGUUACUGCACAAGAUAUUGGAGGACAACCCCAGUACGACUUCACUAAACUAGACCAGCUCAUAGAACUCUUGUGGAUUAAUGGACUCCGACCAGGUUUUGAACUGAUGGGCAGCGUCUCUAACUAUUUCACUGACUUUGAGGACAAAUCACAAGUGGUCGAGUGGAGAAAUCUGGUUUAUCUGAUAGCCAAGAGGUACAUCGAUAAGUAUGGCCUGGGAAGUGUCUCUCAGUGGAACUUUGAAACAUGGAAUGAGCCCAACAACCAUGACUUUGAUAAUGUCACUGUGUCAAUUCAAGGGUUUCUAAACUACUAUGAUGCCUGUUCGGAGGGUCUGCGUGCUGCCAGCAGUCUCCUGAGGUUUGGGGGUCCAGGAGACUCCUGUCAUUCUCCCCCACACUCCCCAUACUGCUGGGCCAUGCUGCAGCACUGCUACAACGGCACCAACUACUUCACUGGAGAGACGGGGGUCAGGAUCGACUACAUCGCCCUGCACAAGAAGGGAGGAGGCUACUCCUUGCCCAUCCUCCAGCAGGAGAUCCAGACGGUGGGGGAGAUCCGGGAGCGUUUCCCCCGGUUCCACAGCCUCCCUGUUUACAAUGAUGAGGCCGAUCCGCUGGUGGGCUGGUCCAGGCCUCAGGAGUGGAGGGCCGAUGUAACCUACGCUGCGAUGGUGGUGAAGGUAAUAAACCAGCACCAGUAUCUGCUGCUGGCUGACCCAAACAGCACCAUCAACUACACCCUGCUCAGCAACGACAACGCCUUCCUCAGCUACCACCCACACCCCUUCACCCAGCGCACGUUGACUGCCCGCUUCCAGGUCAACAACACCGAGCCGCCUCACGUCCAGCUGAUCAGGAAGCCUGUCCUCACUGUCAUGGGCCUGCUGGCUUUGCUAGGAGAGACCCAGAUCCUGGCUCAGGUUUUGAGCUCAGCAGGAAGCACCAACAGCACGGUGGGAGUUCUCGCCAGCAGCCACAAGCCUGUAAUAGCAGGAGGCUCAGACAGCUGGCAGGCAGCGGUGCUGAUCUACAACAGUGACGACAACAGCACCUCCACUAACACUGAUGACGUCACCAUUUCACUGAAAGGAUUGGCUGCUCAGAAGGGUCUUAUGUACAUCACAUAUUACAUUGACAACAACGUAACCAACCCGUACCAGCUGUGGCAGAGCAUGGGCAGCCCCGACUACCCAACAGCAGAACAGUUCAGACGCCUCAGGAGUGUGCAGGACCCUCACGUCGAAGGACCCUGGGAAGUUCCUGCAGCGGACACUCUGACUCUGAAAGCCAAACUGUCUGUGCCGUCUGUCCUCCUCGUCCAUGUUUGUGCCCAGCCCAAAGCAGAGCCAGACCAGAUCAACGGAUUACACUUCAUCAGGAUCACGAAAGGCCAAGUCCUGAUUGUCUGGUCAGACCACUGUGUUGAUUCCAAAUGCAUUAAGACAUUUGAAGUGGAGUUCUCCACAGACAACAAGGAAUUCAACAGAAUUAAUACUCAAGACACCAUUUUUACUUCUUACGUUUAUUCGCCUGUGGGCCAGGAGGUCGGCGGUCUGUACAGAGUCCGAGCUGUGGACUACUGGGGAAGGCCUGGCCAGUACUCGCUGCCAGAGAGGUUUACAGGGGAGCACUAGACCAGGAUCAAGUCUGGUAGCAUUGAUAUGAUGUUUCUAAAUACUUUUGCACAAUGUCAAUACAUUUUAUAGAGAUCAAUGUGCUGAUUACAUAAAUAUACAUUAUGGGUAAACUCUGAUCUGCCCAAUCUCAUUAUAAGCAUAUAUUUAUUGUUCAUACUCCUGCUCUAAUUAACAGUAAUACAGGCAUCAGCUCUUUUGAUAGUGUAUAGUUGUUGUAAUUUCAAAGACUUUUAUAUUGUCAGAUAAAAGUGAUUGAAUAC